This is a messenger RNA of Cyclopterus lumpus (lumpfish), 1422 nucleotides long. RefSeq lists its product as uncharacterized. NCBI's taxonomy places the organism in Eukaryota, Metazoa, Chordata, Actinopteri, Perciformes, Cyclopteridae. The record is from RefSeq and is a predicted model, not a curated record. The transcript is spliced from 16 exons. Bases 55 to 1422 code for a protein of 455 amino acids.
UCUAUUACUGCAUCUGGACCAGUAAAUGUAACCACAUCGCCACCAGUCUCCACAAUGCCACCAGCUCCAGCAACAAUGGAGCCAAAAAUUGAGCUGGGAUUUAAGUUGCAGCAAAACUUUACAUCACAACUUACAAACAAAUCCUCAGCGGAGUUCAAGCAAUUAAGUGACAACGUUACCACGGCGCUCAACACAAUCUAUUCAGAGAAAUAUGGAGCUGCCUUCAAUCGAACUUUCAUCAAAGGCUUCCGUUACAGUCAAGGAUCCGUUGUUGUCGAUGCUGUUCUGAUAUUCAAUAAUGGGACUACACUGCCUAAUGCCAGUUCUGUGGCGAAAACUUUGGAGACUGCUUCGUCCAGCUCAAAGUUUUCCCUCAGUGUCAACACAUCUUCUAUUACUGCAUCUGGACCAGUAAAUGUAACCACAUCGCCACCAGUCUCCACAAUGCCACCAGCUCCACCAACAAUGGAGCCAAAAAUUGAGCUGGGAUUUAAGUUGCAGCAAAACUUUACAUCACAACUUACAAACAAAUCCUCAGCGGAGUUCAAGCAAUUAAGUGACAACGUUACCACGGCGCUCAACACAAUCUAUUCAGAGAAAUAUGGAGCUGCCUUCAAUCGAACUUUCAUCAAAGGCUUCCGUCAAGGAUCCGUUGUUGUCGAUGCUGUUCUGAUAUUCAAUAAUGGGACUACACUGCCUAAUGCCAGUUCUGUGGCGAAAACUUUGGAGACUGCUUCGUCCAGCUCAAAGUUUUCCCUCAGUGUCAACACAUCUUCUAUUACUGCAUCUGGACCAGUAAAUGUAACCACAUCGCCACCAGUCUCCACAAUGCCACCAGCUCCAGCAACAAUGGAGCCAAAAAUUGAGCUGGGAUUUAAGUUGCAGCAAAACUUUACAUCACAACUUACAAACAAAUCCUCAGCGGAGUUCAAGCAAUUAAGUGACAACGUUACCACGGCGCUCAACACAAUCUAUUCAGAGAAAUAUGGAGCUGCCUUCAAUCGAACUUUCAUCAAAGGCUUCCGUUACAGUCAAGGAUCCGUUGUUGUCGAUGCUGUUCUGAUAUUCAAUAAUGGGACUACACUGCCUAAUGCCAGUUCUGUGGCGAAAACUUUGGAGACUGCUUCGUCCAGCUCAAAGUUUUCCCUCAGUGUCAACACAUCUUCUAUUACUGCAUCUGGACCAGUAAAUGUAACCACAUCGCCACCAGUCUCCACAAUGCCACCAGCUCCAGCAACAAUGGAGCCAAAAAUUGAGCUGGGAUUUAAGUUGCAGCAAAACUUUACAUCACAACUUACAAACAAAUCCUCAGCGGAGUUCAAGCAAUUAAGUGACAACGUUACCACGGCGCUCAACACAAUCUAUUCAGAGAAAUAUGGAGCCUGCCUUCAAUCGAACUUUCAUCAAAGGCUUCCGGUAUGA